Messenger RNA from Drosophila albomicans, 3654 nucleotides. RefSeq names its product mucin-19. The coding region runs from base 255 to 2975 and encodes 906 amino acids. Lineage: Eukaryota; Metazoa; Arthropoda; Insecta; Diptera; Drosophilidae. The transcript has 6 exons. The record is from RefSeq and is a predicted model, not a curated record.
CAGCUGGCAGCGAAAUCGAAAGUGAUUGCUCCGACCGAAAAAGCUGCGCCAAGAUCACAAGCAACAAAAUAUACUAAAUAUAUCCCGAAUAAAAAAAAAACAAAUUGAACAUUUGACUUUCAAAAGUGCAAAUUCAAAUAAAACCAACAAACAACAAAUAACGAAAACAACUUGAACUGCUGCAGGAGCAAAAACAACAACAACGACAACAACUACAAAACCAACAUCAACAAACAAUCACACAAAUAGCUAAAAUGCUGCUCAAAAUUUGUCUAUUAGGCUGUCUGGCCAUGCUGGUGGCCAGCGAGGAGCUCGCCACGGUGCCAUUGGAGAAGCAACUGUCCGAUCCGCUGGUGAAGCGCGAAGAGUUCGAGACAGCGCACAAGGUGCCAGGAGCGAGCUCGCAGGGCGACGAAGGUUUCCACACAUCGCACAAGAUCAGCAUUCGUUCGGCGGAUGGCGGUGAUUACUCCAUGAAUUUGCUGGCCACAAAGGAGCGCCCCGAACUGAAUCCCGUGCUCAGUGCGCUCAUCAACGAGGAUGUGAUGAAGAGCAUCGAGGCGAAGCGUGCCAUCGAGGAGGAGGAACUCGCCGAGGUGCGUCGUGAAAUCGAGGAGGCUGCCCAAGCUGAGUUGGCUCUCAAGUCGAGCACCGAUCAGCCAGCCCUGCCGUUGACCACACCACAGCCAACGGCGGCCAAGAAGAUCGACAAUCUGGACGAUGACAUGCUGGUCGAUCCACACGAUGAGUUUGUCAAUCAGAACUUUGCGCUCGACGGCGCCGGCAGCGAGAACAACAAGAAGUCACGCAUCGAGAUCAAAAAGGGACCCAACGGCCAGGACUACGAGUACGAGUAUGUCUACUACUACGAGGAUGAAGAGGAUGCCAAUACCGACAGCAAGGCGAAGCCAGCUGUGGCCGCUCCCGCUGCCGUUGAAGCCCCCGCCGAUCUGGACACACGUGGCAAGACUCGCUACUCGAACAUCGAUCGCAGCACGGCGGCCACGCCCAGCGAGAACAGUUUGCAGAGCGGCAAGGCCAAGGGACGUGCGGCCAGCAACAGUGUGGAUACCUCCGAGGACAUUGAAGCCGAGCGUCUGCCGUUGAACACUCGUUUCCCCAGCCGCGGCAAGAACAUUGAUGUGCAACCGACACCGGCGCUGGACUCGCUGGAAACGGCCGCGGAGCGUAAGAAGAUCAGUGUCAAGCGUCCCAGCCUCGAAUUGGUCGACAGCGAAACCUUCAAUACCGAUGAGAAACAGCAGAAGGGUUCACGCAACGGCGACAAGGAGCUGAAACCGGUGAUUGCCGUCGAACAGGAGGCAGCUGCCGCAGCAGCAGCCGCCGCAGCAGCCAAGGCAAAGGAGCGUGACAGUGAGAGCGACAGCGAGAUCACCGCCAAGUUGGAUGAUGAGACGGAACAGACAACGCCAUCGAUGGAGAAGGCUGCCCUCGAUCUGUAUGCCAUACUGACCAACGAGAAUCUCAACAUGGAGGAGACAACCGCUGCCGAUGGCAUCGAUGAGACCACCCUCAGUCCCGAUACCGCCAGCACCGAUGCCGACGAUGCCACCACAGUGCCCGAGGAGCUGUCGUCGACAACGACAACCACAACCACAACGACCACAACCACCACCACAACGACGACAGAGGCACCGACCACAACCACAACCACAACAACAGCGGCACCUUCGCUCUUUGGCGGCCGACGAUCGGGUCUCAAUGGUCUCGCUGGACGCAAUCGCUUCAAGUUGCGCGAGGGCGGCUCCACAAGCACCACAACAACCACUGAGUCGACGCCCACAGAACCCACCAAGACUGGCAGAAAUCGUUUCUCGCGUCCCUCAAUUGGCGGUCGCUCCCGUCCCGGUGCACGCACCACCGCCAGCCCUGAACCCGCAGCCGAAGCUGCUGUUGAGGAAGAAGCUGCGCCCGUCAAGGAAGUGAAGCCCGUGAGCUCCGGUUUUGCACGUGGCAGACCACGCAACCGCUUCAACCUGCGCGGCACAAGCACAUCAACCACAGAGAAACCCGCUGGUUCAGCCGAUGAGGAGGGCUCCGAUGGCGCAGCCAGCUCUGGAGAUGCCGCACCCAGCACCACAGCACGCAGCACACUGCGCAGUCGUCCCGGACUGAAUCUGCGUGGACGCAGUCGCAUCACCACCACCAAGGCGCCAGCUGCCGACAGCGGUGCUCCUGCCGAGGAGGGUAGCCAGGGUGAGGAGGCGGCAGCCAAGACAUCAGGAGCCGCGCCAGCUGCUACUGCUGAGUCUGUGCGUCCGUCACGCUUUAAUCUCCAUCGUGCCGGUGGCAAUCGAUUGCUGCCACGUGGUAAACUGGGACGCGCUGGCGCCAGCACCGAGGCACCGAAGGACGCGGCUGAGGAUUCGGCAGCGGAUAGCAGCCAUCACAAUGAUGUGAAGGGCAACGAGGCGGAGGCCGGCGAGACCGGUGAGAAGACUGAGGAAGGCGAUGCCGCUGCCGGCAGCGCUGCCAACCAUGCCGGACCCGUGUCCGGUCUCAAUCGCCUCAAGAACCGUCCGCGCCUCAAUGCGUUGCACAAGACUGAUGCGGCCAAGUCGAAAUCGGCUGCCGCAGCCACAGUAGCCGGCGGUGCCGCACCAGCUGCUGCUUCCGCCUCGCCAGCGUCGUCGUCGCCGUCGUCGUCAGCGGCGGUGGCGCCCCGCAAAAUCAAUCCGCUGCUAGCCAAGCGUCGCCUGCAUCUCGGCGGCGCUGCAGCGGCUACCUCGACCACAGAAGCACCCGCUGAGGAGGAGCACGCAGAUGGUUCCGCUGAGCAGACAGCAGCCAAGGAUAAUGCUGGCGCUGCGGCAAACUCUGAGGAGUCCGGCGAGGCCAAGGAGCAGGAGACAACUGAGCCCGCCGAGGCCACAACAAAGCAGCAGGCACGCGGUUUGGGUCUGCUUGGACAGCGUCGUCGUUUGCCCCUGCGAAAGCCCGGCACCAUACUGUAAACCGGUUAACCGGUUCAUCCGCUGACCCGUUAACCCGUUAGCCCGUUAACAGCAAAAGCAACAGCAACAGCAGCAGCCCGUUUUCUUCCGUCUACUUCCACUUCCAGCGUGACACUUUCAACGGAUGAUGCGGAAAUGAAGCUGUAGCGGAAGUGCAGUGGGCCCUCCCGCUCCGCCCUUCUUCUUCUUCUUCUAUCCCACAUUCUCUAAACCCCAAUCCUUGCCCACAGCCAACCGCCGCUGCCCUCUCGCUCUCUCUUUUCUAUUUCAACUUCCUUUAGACUUUUUUUGGCGCUUUCUUUGACUUCCAAUUCCAAUUCCAAUUUCUUGUGCUGCUACACUCCUAAUUUGAGUGGCGCCCUCUGUGGGCGCACUCGGCCAGCGAUAAAUAUCUUCUGUAAUAUGUUGCUUCCUUUUCUUUCUUUUCCCCAUUAACAACUCUUUCUCUCUCUCUCUCUCUUUUGUCUGUUUUCGUUCUUAAAACGCGAUUAGCUUUUUACACAUACAAUAAUUAAAAUAUUGAAAUAUAUUAUUUAAGUUGUAUCCCACUUUGUGAACAAAAAAAAGUCACCAAAAUGAAGAAAAACUAAACGAUGGAAAAAAACUAAAAAAACGCGAAAAACGCAGCCACUUGUAGACCGUUAAGAUUAUAAAAAAAAGAAAAGAAAAGAAAAGAAAA